GUAACAAAACAAAAUAAAAUGGCUGCUACAAGCUAUGAAGACAUCGUCGUUACUGGUCUAAAUAUCUUCCCCAUCAAAGCCUGCAAAGGCUGCAAGCUUGAUAGCAUAACUCUUGACAAGUACGGCGUAAUAGGAGAUAGGAGAAUGAUGCUGGUAGAUGCCAACUCUCGCUUCAUCACGCAAAGAAGAUACCCCCAACUAGCGACCAUUAGUCCACAGUGGAUCAACCCUGAGACAAUAAUGGUGACCGCUCCUGGUAUGAGCCAAAGCUUGACGCAUCAGAUAAUAAAAGAUGGUCCACUAACAGAAACCACAGUCUGGAACGAUACAGUAUUAACAGUUGAUCAAGGAGAUAUAGCAUCGGAAUGGUUUAGUACAGCACUGGGGCUACAAUACAUAAGAUUGGUCUAUAGUCCAGUGGGAGAAAGGCCAGAAUAUACUAGACCAUUAUCUAUGUACUAUCCACAAUCCUUAAGAGAGAAGCUACCACUACAGGAAGUGGAUUUAGCAGAUGCUGCUCCGGUUACUAUAGUCUCUAACGAGUCCCUGGUUGAUCUUAAUGCAAGAAUGGCUGCCCAUACUGGCGGUCAUACUGUGACUCUGGAUCGGUUUCGAAUGAAUAUUGAACUCACUGGAGCCUCCCGUCCUUAUCAAGAGGACGAGUGGCUACUGAUUACUGUUGGAGAGGCCCCAAUAUUACUAUAUUCUGAAAACCAUAGGUGUAAGGUACCCAGUGUCAAUCAAGAGACUGGCGUACCUGAUAAAGUUGGUCCUCUUGAUAUCCUGAGACAGUACAGGGCACCAGGAGGUCCUGACAAAGCUCUUUUUGGAAUGUUUGGGCUUGUCCUUCAAGCAGGAAGGACUGUUAAUCUCGGAGACAAAAUAAAUGUACUAGAAUUAAGAAAAUGAUUUUUGCAAGAGAAUGUGAAUCUCGUUUUGUAAUUAUUAAUCAUUGCCACCUUCAAUUCUUUUCUACUUUUAAUUACUGUUAUUAAUAAUAAUUAUUUAUUACUGUAA
This is a messenger RNA of Amphimedon queenslandica, 1017 nucleotides long. Its product is annotated as mitochondrial amidoxime-reducing component 1-like. NCBI's taxonomy places the organism in Eukaryota, Metazoa, Porifera, Demospongiae, Haplosclerida, Niphatidae. The coding region runs from base 19 to 909 and encodes 296 amino acids. The transcript has 2 exons. The record is from RefSeq and is a predicted model, not a curated record. Gene Ontology annotation, molecular function: molybdenum ion binding; catalytic activity; pyridoxal phosphate binding.